Molecule: messenger RNA, 1062 nt
Organism: Lathyrus sativus (Indian pea)
Lineage: Eukaryota; Viridiplantae; Streptophyta; Magnoliopsida; Fabales; Fabaceae
Source: the annotation of a GenBank genome assembly
AUGGCAUCUUCUGAAACACCAUCAUCACAACCCCCAUCACAAGAAGCUUCUUCAACUCCUAAUUUAGUUCAACAUAAUGUUAGACAAAAGACUGAUAUAGCUUGGGCACAUUGUACUAAAAGUCCUGAUGGAAAAAGUCUUGUUUGUAUUUGUUGUCACAAAGCGUUUGGUGGAGGUGGAAUUCAUAGGGAAAAGCAACACUUAGCUGGAGUAGUAGGAAAUGUUGAAAUUUGUAAAUUAGUUCCUACAGAAAUUCGUUUUCGGAUGAAUCAAUAUCUUAAUGAGCGGAGCAAGGAAAGAAAAACUCCAGAUGUGGCUGAAAGUGAGUCAUUUUCUACAGAGGGGGGUGAAUUGAAAAUGCAAAUGCACCCACGAAUUGGUGCAUCUAAAAAGAAUGAUGCUCACAUUGGUACUUAUUUUUUACCCAGAACAACUCUGGGAGCUCAACCUACUUUAAAAAGUGUGAUGCAAAGUAAAGAAGUGGUAGAAAAGUGUGAUCUUGCUAUUGUGAAGUGGUUUAUUGAUGCGUUUAUUCCUUUCAAUGCUGCAAAUUCUCCUUAUUUUCAACCAGCAGUUGAUGCUCUUUGUUGUAUGUGUGCUGGAUACAAAGUUCCUACUAUGCAUGCUCUUCGUGGUAAUUUGUUAAAUAAGUGGGUUGAUGACGUGAAGAUACAGCUAGAGCAAUAUCGUUCUAUUUGGAAGGAUACAAGUUGUACUCUUAUGGCAGAUGGGUGGACUGAUCGUUGUAGAAGAACUCUUAUCAACUUUUUAGUUUAUUGCCCCAAAGGAACUGUUUUCAUAAAGUCUGUUGAUGCCUCUGGUGCUUCUAAAACUGCAGACACAUUGUUUAAGCUUUUCAAGGAAGUAGUGUUGUAUGUUGGCCCAGAAAACGUUGUUCAAAUUGUUACAGAUAAUGCUGCAAAUUAUGUUGCUGCAGGAAAGUUGUUGGAAAAGGAGUUUCCUAAGUUGUAUUGGUCUCCUUGUGUAGCACACUGUAUUAAUUUGAUGUUGCAAGACAUGGGGAAAUUAGAGGAAGUAAGUGGGACAGUGUCACAUGCUUAA